CGACCGCGCUUCGAUGCAGAUCUUGUUGAGUAGCCAACCAGUCGCAAUUUCAAUGGUGAACCUUCCAGUAACUAUUGUUGAUAGUGCCCUCACAUGAGCAGCAGUGUUAGUGGUUUUCUUAUUUUGAUAAUUAUUGUGUGCACCAGCAAUGUCAACUGGUGAAGUGCUUCUGAGGCUGUGGAAUACUGAUAGUGAACCGAUGGUACAAAGUGCACUGCGAUAGUGCGAACAAAAUUUGUCUCCAAUGGUCUGACUAGACUGAGUGGGUGAUAGGAAGAACGUAACUUUUUGUAAGAUCAGCUUGAACUCGCAAAUCCUCUCCAGCGACUCCGACUGAUACAAAUAAGGCGCCUUUCGGUUGCUGUUUCAUGCUUAUCAGUGACCUCCUGAUACGGUGUUUAAGAGUAUGUAUUUGUUUUGGCGCCAGCAGGGCGAUUCUGUGAGGAUAGCCUCAGGCUGUUGAAUUUUUAGGGCACUGACGCAACGGGCUAGGGGUACUCCCCUUCCCAACUCAAUGACCAAUUCCACCACCGAAGAUCCCAAACGAAGUCAAAAAUAUAACAAGUGAAAAAAAAAACGAACAUUAGUUAAAAGGAAAAUCCUCAAAGUGAAUCAACUUUAAAAGAACAGAAAUAAACGGGGAAGCUUAUCAAGGAGUUCAUUCAAGAAGUGUGAGUGAAUUUCUCCUAUAAGUGAUAGAAGAAGUGAUCCAUUGGUCAACAGAAUAGAAAUGGCAACGCUACUGUAUACGAUCAUUGGCAUGACGGCCAGUGCCUCGCUGAACUGUGCCGUCCGACGGGAAAUCUCUCCCUGUACAUGUUCCCCACAUGGUUUCUUCGCCAACACGAUCGAGGUCAAGUGCGAACAAAUGGAGUCCUUCCAUCAGGUGGUGGACGCCUUGCAGGAUCGGUUUACUCCCGAUUACAACAUUUGGCUUACGAUAUCCCAUUCGCAGCUGUUGGACCUGGCAACGCAAACGUUCUACGAAAUGAACAUGAACAUCAAGACGCUAAGGAUGAACCAUGAUAACUUAAGUCACUUACCGGCAUCGACGUUUCAGAAUCUGCCAAGGUUAGAGUUCUUUAGCGCAGCAGAAAACCGUCUGGAAGAGAUUCCGGCAGAUAUGUUUCAACAUUUGCCUAAUGUUGGAACGUUGGAUUUUGCCAAAGGGACUCUUCGGUUCAUCAACGGGAACACGUUCAAACAGUUACAGAACCUAAGGCACUUGGUAUUGGCCACUAAUCUGCUGCAUAGAAUCGAUACCGAUGCGAUGCCGCGAACACUUCUUUCGCUGCACUACGGUAAUAAUAAUCUUACCACGCUGAACGGAACUUUGCGGCAUUUAGAUGAGCUCAAACUACUGUUCUUCAAUGAUAACCAAUUAGUUUCACUGGACGACGAGCUUCCACUAGCUUCUCCACAUCUAAUGACGAUAUUCGCUCAGAACAACAAAAUCGAACAUUUACCUGUUGAAAUAAAAUAUUUGAAGAACUUGGACUCGUUGUUCAUCAAUGGUAAUCAGUUAAGGUCAUUCGACGGACUUCUAUCGCGUUCUGGACAUUUGACCAAGCUAAUUGCGUUUAAUAACAAAAUUAACCAUUUGAGAAAGGACGAAUUCCUGGAAGCUGAACGGUUGGAAGAAUUACAAUUAGCUGAGAACAAAUUGACUAAUCUUAACGGAUCGCUACUCAACAUGAAAGGAUUAAUCAUGGCCAAUUUCAGCUUCAAUCAGUUGAAUGAAUUCUCCCUACAGGAAGUGGCUGGACUACGAAAGUUGAGGAUUCUGGAUUUAUCUUACAAUAGGAUAGAAAAACUCACCGGCCGAAUGGAGAACCUCGUCGAUUCCGGUUCAAUUAUUUACGAAUUAAGAUUACAGCAUAACCUGAUCAAAACUCUCGACGGAACACUCAUGGGGUUGAACAAUUUAAAGAUUUUGAAUGUGGGGCACAACAAAUUGGAGGUUAUCACACCAGAUGACCUUAUAGGAAUGGAGAACUUAGAACAUUUGGAUUUGUCAUUCAAUAAAUUGAAAACAUUGGAAGAGUUAUCUAAGACAUUCCUUCCAUCGCUGCAAUCAAUGAAUGCAUCGUAUAAUUUGCUCACUACGAUGGAUAAAGACUUCCACGGGCUUCCGGUGUUGUGUACUGCUGACUUGUCUAACAACAUGAUACGUGUGCUAUCUGUCGACUUGGUAUCACAAACACGUUGUAGUAAUCAUGGAGUUCCAAACAAACUAGAGAUAUUCCUUCAAGAAAAUCCCGUACUCUGUGACGAAACACUUCCGGAUCUCGUCUCGCAGAUGGAAUCCUACCAUGCCCGACUGAUCGGCAUAGCGCACUGUAUUGUUCCUCAACAGAUUCCGAUUGAUUCGCCAAUAUUCAUGCAGCCUCCAAUUCCGUUACUCAAGCCGCUGCUUAAACCACAACUCUCAAUGGUGCCGUCGCCGGUCAUGAUUCAGCAGCCAUCAAUCGUUCAAAUUCUCGUCCCCGCUCCACUGGUCGUUCAAGCACCAUCAUUUGCAGAUGCCGCAGCUGGUGUGAUUCAGUCUGUUCCGUCUGUCCAAGGCAUCCAGGACAUUCAGCAACCUCCUGUAGCGUUACCGCCGCAGAUUACCCACAUCCCCCAACAGCAACCGUACGAGGAGCUCAAAUAUGAUGCACAGCCUGAAACGGUUGCAGAAUCCGAGACUCUGGCGCCUCCACCAGAGGAUAACGACAUUGCGAAAAUUCAUUCGCCGACGAGUACGACAAUGAAAACAAUCCUAGAAUUCAAAAAUAUUAUUCAUAAUACAUAUGCGGUGAUACCGCCGGAGGUUAUGCCACUUCCUCUGGAUAAGGCACAAGGACUUGCAACAGAGCCAGAAGAACCACCGGAAACACAGCAAGAUCAAAGCGUAGAUGUAGAUGAACACUGAGCAUUAGCAUCGUAAUUGUUCCCUUCCUUCACUAGGUGAUAGAACAUAGACACUGUAGAUUCUUUCGAUUUGGGUUGCAGACUUUAAAUUAGAAGAGAAAUCAAUGCAUUUGGUUAUUCUGUGUGUAACACAAUCAGCAUGUUUUCCAGAGCGGUUGUUGAACAAAACCUGACUCACAUUUAAAUCAUGAUUUUGAAUCAAACACAAGACGAUUCGAUUGAUCAACUAACAACACAUACAAAUGCUUUUGGAAAGUUGAAAAUUUGCUAGUUAAUGUUAUAUCGGACAAGAUGUCCAAAACAGCUGGAUCAGUGAUAUAUCCUUUGUGGACAAAUUCCAGAAAAAAAGCUGUUUUUUAUGUGGCAAACCAGUAAAUCUUAAACUAUCGUAACAUGAACUAUAUGUUAUUCAGCCAAUCAGUUUGUUUUCAUUUGUUAUUUCUAAACUUUGAAAUCAUCGAGUAUAUCUGUCAUAAUAUAAAUUUUCACGAAGAACAUAGUCAAAAAUCGUGAUUACUGUUGAAAAGCCAUGCACACGGAAGAUAUUUUAUAAAAGCAAACAUUAGAGAAAAAUUGGUUAACUGAAAAAUCUAGUAUAGUAUACCGUCAUCAUAUAAAUGUGCCAUUUUAUCUGUAAAAUUCGCCUGUUUCUGUGUUUCCCUAUUUUCUGUCGAGUUUCAUCCUAGCUCCUUUUCGUUUUCAUACUAUAUGUUUUGAUAUUGUAUUUAUUCAGAAUUAUCACGAGUUAAAUCUGUAUUGUCUUAGCAAAAUACUGACAAGAGCUCUCUUUAUUAUUGUUUAGUGUAUGAGAACAAAAGAAUCCCAUGAUAAUAAAUACAUAUAGAUAUCUAAGGUACUUUAAAAGUUUAAUAGAAAGUGAAAACAGACCGUGUUUUUUUUGUUGUUGCAUAUUCUCGGAGUGAGAUCUUCAGACACAGUAGUGUCACCUAUUUUGCAGCGAAACGAUGUAAAAAUAAUUCAUGCUGUUUGACUAUUAGAUACAAAAUACAAUAUGUAAUAGUUUACAUGAUUUAAAAUAAUAAAAUUAUGUACGAUGUAAUGGAUAUACUAUUCACAAAUAAACAGAUGCCAAAAUACA
Molecule: messenger RNA, 4012 nt
Organism: Malaya genurostris
Lineage: Eukaryota; Metazoa; Arthropoda; Insecta; Diptera; Culicidae
Gene: ltl
Product: insulin-like growth factor-binding protein complex acid labile subunit
Exons: 4
Coding region: 731-2914 (727 amino acids)
Cellular component (GO): extracellular matrix
Molecular function (GO): protein binding
Source: RefSeq, a predicted model, not a curated record